UGAAAAGCGUGGAGGUUCUACCUGGACCUUGCCGCUAUAAAUGCAAGCCACCGUCUCUUUUGCAGCUAUCAACGCACCAAUUGAUCGAUUUAUAGCAAUCGGUAUUACCAAUGGCCAAACAAAGGGCUUCCGACUCUUCGAUCACAGACGGCCUCCUAGCGAAGGAGGUCCCUGGCAGCUACGGCAUCCCGUUCAUCUCCGCCAUACGAGACCGUCUCGGAUUUUACUACGACGGGCAGGACAAGUUCUUCCAGUCUCGAGUCGACCAACACAACUCCACCGUCGUCCGCCUCAAUGCUCCGCCGGGACCCUUCAUGGCUUCCAACCCACGCGUCAUCGCCCUCCUCGACGCCAAGAGCUUCCCUGUCCUUUUCGACGUCGACAAGGUCGCCAAGCGUGACCUCUUUACGGGAACCUACAUGCCCUCCACCGCACUCACCGGGGGCUUCCGGGUCUGCGCCUACCUUGACCCUUCCGAGCCGAAGCACGCCCAGAUCAAGCAGCUCCUCCUUACCCUCCUCGCCGCACGGAAGGACGCCGUACUCCCGGCCUUCCGAUCCGAAUUUGGCGCCCUUUUCGACUCCGUAGAGGCGGAGUUGAACUCUGGGGCGGGGAAGUCGUCGGAUUUUAACAAGCUUAACGAUGGCACCGCGUUCGACUUCUUGGGUGAGGCGUUCUUCGGCGUUAGGCCGUCGGCCACGACGCUCGGCAGCACGGGGCCGUCGAGGAGCACCCGGUGGCUGUUCCUACAGCUAUGCCCUCUCAUGACGCUCGGCCUCCCCAAGAUAUUGGAGGAGUUGUUUCUGCAUACAUUUCCGCUGCCGCCGCUCAUCGCGCGAUGGGACUACAAGGCACUCUACAAGUACAUCAGCGAGGCUGCCGCCUCCAGCGGCGUGCUCGACACCGCCAAUAAGUUGGGUAUCUCGCGGGACGAGGCAUGCCACAACCUCCUCUUCGCCACCGUCUUCAACUCCUAUGGAGGGAUGAAGGUAUUGCUGCCCGGGAUAAUGGGGUGUCUGGCAAAGGCCGGCGAGGGCCUGCACAAGCGGCUGACAAAGGAGAUCCGCGGAGAAGUGGCGGCGGCAGGUGGCAAGGUGACGGUGGCCGCAGUGGAGCGGAUGGAGCUGACACGCUCGGUGGUCUACGAGGCACUGCGCCUGGACCCUCCCGUGAAGUACCAAUACGGGCACGCUAAGCGCGAUUUGGUCAUCGAGAGCCACGAUGGGGCAUACAAAGUGCGAUCCGGCGAGAUGCUCUUCGGCUACCAGCCUUUCGCCACGCGCGACCCCAAAGUCUUCGACCAAGCCGACCAGUUCGUGCCCGAUCGGUUCGUGGGCGAGGAGGGGAAGAAGUUGCUCAAGUACGUGGUCUGGUCGAACGGGCCAGAAACAGAGAGCCCGACGGUGGCGGACAAGCAGUGCCCAGGGAAGGAUCUGGUGAUCCUCGUGGGGCGGCUCCUCGUCGUGGAUUUCUUUCUCCGGUACGACUCCUUCACUGCCGAGGUGGGCACGCAGUUGCUCGGCGCACAGGUGAACAUCACCUCCUUGGCUAAGGCGUCCACCAGCGCCGCCUCUACCAGCGACAACUAAUUAGCCGAUCUCGGUGUGUUGGGUUAGUACUGUUUGAGUGAUUAGCGUAUGUUAUCAUCGUGAAAUUUGUGAUUCAAAUCGAUAAGAUAAAGAUAAAUGUCUUUCUUGUGCUAGUUAUUAUUUCAAUAAUGAUUAGUAGUUAUCCCUUCUCCAUAAUGAUCUGAGGAUGUAUUGAUGGAGAUAUUGGGGGGCGAGAACCUUUUGA
Molecule: messenger RNA, 1794 nt
Organism: Zingiber officinale
Lineage: Eukaryota; Viridiplantae; Streptophyta; Magnoliopsida; Zingiberales; Zingiberaceae
Product: allene oxide synthase 2-like
Exons: 2
Coding region: 111-1589 (492 amino acids)
Biological process (GO): sterol metabolic process
Molecular function (GO): monooxygenase activity; heme binding; iron ion binding
Source: RefSeq, a predicted model, not a curated record